CUAAAUAGAUUCUGUUUUUAUUCCCCAUUUUAAAAAUGAGGAAACUGAGGCAAACAAGUAAUGUACCCAGGUCAGGGAGGUAAAGAGCAGUCUUCUCAAGGGUGUGAACUCCUUUUUCAUUGUUUCUGAGUUGUGAGUUCUUUGAUGUACUCACAAGGUGUUGUUACUGAGGAUCGAUGACUUGGUGAGGAAGAACAAAAGAAUUUUUUAUUGGUUCACACCUGAUAAGAUUGUAGAGUUCACACCUUCCUUGAGUGAGUGGGAAAGGGGAGGAGAAUCUGGGAGGAAAAGUCCUAUAAAAGCCCAGUCAUGGCUCAGUCUGAGAAGUCUCUGUUCAGGGUCUAGAUUUCAGCUGGAGCUCUAUUCCUGACCAGGCCUAUUCCAGGAUUUGUGGACAUUGUGGAGAUCCAGGGAGGGAGAACAAGAGAAAGAACUGCUGAGAGGUUCAACAAGAUCACUGACCUUUUGAGUAGUAAGAAGGACCAAUAGAAGAGAUCUGAAAAUCAAAUGGCCAAGGCUUGGCAGCUGCUUAUAUGAAAUUUCUCCAGUCAGGAGGGAAAAACUGACUACCAAGGGAUUCCUACUAUUGGGUUCUUCCAAUUUAGAAGCAGGGAGUGGGCUCUCCAGACUGCUAGAGAUAGAGAUCAACAACAGAAAUUGAAAAUGAGCAUGGCUCACAUGAAACAGAAUUCUGGCCAAGAAAGAAGAGGACUUUCUCAGAGGAGGUCUUUUCCAGAAAACGAAGAUCAGGGACGAUCUCCUCUAGACAGAGAUUGCAGAGAAAAAUGCAGACGGUAUACAGAAAUAGCAGCAACUCAGAGAUCACCUGUUCAUGAAGAGCCCCCAACAAAGAGGAAGAAAGAAGAUGUGGACCCACUUCUCAUUCACACUGGUGGUGCUUAUAUUCCUCCAGCAAAACUCCGAAUGAUGCAAGAACAGGUUACAGAUAAAAACAGCUUAGCUUACCAAAGGCUGAGCUGGGAGGCCUUAAAGAAGUCCAUCAAUGGUCUUAUCAAUAAGGUGAACAGGUCUAACAUAGGAAUUAUCAUUCAAGACCUCCUUCAAGAAAAUAUUGUUAGAGGAAGGGGGUUGCUAUCUCGAUCUAUUUUGCAAGCACAAAAUGCUUCUCCAGUCUUUACCCACAUUUAUGCUGCUCUUGUGGCAAUUAUCAACUCAAAGUUUCCAAACAUUGGAGAACUUAUCCUCAAGAGGUUAAUUCUCAAUUUUAGAAAAGGCUAUCAAAGAAAUGAUAAACAGCUUUGUCUAAAUGCUACAAAAUUCAUUGCGCAUCUCAUGAACCAGGAGGUGGCACACGAAGUUUUGUGUUUAGAGAUGCUGACCUUACUUCUUGAAAGGCCAACAGAUGACAGUGUUGAAAUAGCCAUUGGAUUGCUCAAGGAAUGUGGCCUAAAAUUAACAGAAGUAUCACCGAGAGGAAUCCACGCUGUAUUUGAACGCCUUCGAAACAUUCUGCACAGUUCGGAAAUUGACAAACGAGUUCAGUAUAUGAUUGAAGUGAUGUUUGCAGUACGUAAGGAUGGAUUCAAGAAUCACCCUGUUAUUGUGGAAGGACUUGAUCUAGUCGAAGAAGAAGACCAGUUCACUCAUAUGCUUCCAUUGGAAGAUGACUAUGAUACAGAGGAUGCUCUUCAUGUUUUCAAGCUAGAUCCUAAUUUCAUGGAAAAUGAAGAGAAAUACAUAACUAUUAAGAAAGAAAUUCUCAAUGAAGGUGACAGUGAUUCCAGCACAGACCAAGAUGCUACAAGUAGUGAAGAUGAUGAGGAGGAGGAGGAGCAAGUAGGGGAUGAGGAAGGACAAAAAGUGAUCGUCCUUGACAAAACAGAAAUCAAUGUGGUAUCAUUCCGGCGUGCAAUCUAUCUUGCCAUUCAGUCAAGUUUAGAUUUUGAAGAAUGCGCUCACAAAUUGCUGAAAAUGGAGUUCCCUGACAGCCAGAUGAAAGAACUUUGCAACAUGAUACUUGAUUGCUGUGCCCAAGAGAGGACAUAUGUGAAGUUUUUUGGCUUAUUGGCAGGGCGUUUCUGUAUGCUAAAAAAGGAAUACAUGGCAUCCUUUGAGGGCAUUUUCAAGGAACAGUAUGAUACCAUACAUCGCUUGGCAACAAGCCAAUUAAGAAAUGUGGCCAAGUUGUUUGCACAUCUUCUAUAUACCAAUUCACUUCCAUGGAGUGUUCUUGAAUGUAUCACACUGAGUGAAGAAACUACUACGUCUUCCAGUAGAAUUUUCAUCAAAAUACUUUUUCAAGAACUCUGUGAAUACAUGGGACUUCCUCAGCUGAAUGCAAGACUGAAGGAUGAAACGUUGCAGCCAUUCUUUGAAGGAUUACUGCCCCGAGAUAACCCAAGAAAUACCAGGUUUGCCAUCAACUUCUUUACCUCCAUAGGUCUUGGGGGUUUAACUGAUGACUUAAGAGAACAUCUUAGAGGAGGCCGUGUGGGUGCAGCUCCUGGACCUCUGGUCUAG
Monodelphis domestica (gray short-tailed opossum) is the source of this 2481-nucleotide messenger RNA. The record is from RefSeq and is a predicted model, not a curated record. Lineage: Eukaryota; Metazoa; Chordata; Mammalia; Didelphimorphia; Didelphidae.